AUGAACAUCUCUGUUGACAUCUCUGCCUGGCUGGGCAAACCGCCAGAGAAGUCUCAGAAUACAGAUGAUAACGCGAUUGAGGCCGUCCCAAGUUCGCAGGGUUCGCUUGUAUCGGCAAUAUCAGCUCUAAGCCGCACGUCCAGCCGUGGUAAUAUCGACCAAGAUGAUGAAUACCAUGCUCAGGCAAGCGACGACGACGACAACGAGUAUAAUGAUGACGAGGAAUCAGAAGCAGCAUCAGACGAAGAUGGACUCGUCUCGGCACUUGUCCCUUCGCUACAGCACAACUUUUAUAUCGACGUGCCGAGACUGUCUGAAGAAGCAAAGCAAGAGUAUGAGUAUUUGCCAGGCCACUUCGAGGUCAAGGAGAUACUUGCCCAAAAGACGCACGAUCAAUAUGUUGUGAGAUUGGAGAGCGGCGAAAAGGAACUUGUCUCGUCACGCCAAUUGCGUAGUCUGAACAAUAGCUCUCGGGCAUUACGAGACUUUAAACGGCGCAACCGAUCCACCUCGCGGAGGACCAAGGAAGGGGCAGUAUCGUCAUUGGCAAAUUGGACAACCAUGACUGUCUCAGAAUCUAGUGAAGACGAGCUAUCACGUCACAUACGACGGCGUUCCAAGGCUAGUGGGAGCGAGGUUUCUGAUCACGGAGUAAGCGAUGAUUCAGAGACGGGUGAUGAAAACAUGUCGGACGUUCGCGAAUCUCGUGGCCGAAGAUCUGCGCGUCUCACGUCAAUGAAGAAGAAGAAUUACUUCCAACCCGAACUACUGCAAUUUGAGGACGACUCCGACCAACCUCGGAGGCGGAGUAACCGGGCUCGACGCUCUGUGGUGCAGCCGACGAGAGGCCGCCCACGGGGAUCGCGCUCAACCAGAGUCAACGUUUCUUCCUCAUCUGAGCGCGAGAUUGGCACACGUCGGUCGGAAAGGACACGUGCGAAACCUAGACAGAGCAUGCGCGAACGUCAGGAGGACGAUAUAUCAAGUCUCGAAGAAGAGAAAACAGCACCAAAAGUUGUUGCAACAAAGGAGCACUUUGCCCGUCACUCGGAACAUGAUCCAUUCAGAAGGCGACAUCGUCAGGAUUGCGAUACAUGUAACUAUACCGGCGACGAUCCUUCGAAGGGACCACUCGUGUUCUGUCAGGGGUGCACCAAUUCAUACCACAAGUCUUGCUUAGGACCUCGUGGAAGUCGUGACCACCUUGUCACAAAAGUCGGCGAGGGCUUGUUCGUCUUGCAGUGCAGACGUUGCAUCGGCUUUGCUCAUGAGAAGGAUCACUUAGCGCCUCAUCAGGGUCGCUGUGUUGUCUGUAACGAAUUUGGUGCAUGUUCUAGGCCCUUUAGAAAUCGCCUGACCACCAGGCAAGAGCAGGUCCAGAGAGAGGAGAAUGGAGGAAAGGACCCGAUCACCAUUGUUGAGCCCAGUAUGAUCGACAAUGUCGAUAACGUCAUGUUUCGAUGUGCACAAUGCAACCGACCCUGGCAUAUGCACCACCUUCCCACACGCAAGACCGCGCAUUCUCUGGAUGAUGACGAUGAUCAAAUGCUAGGCGAGACCGAACUCGCCCAGAAACGCUUCGAGCAUUAUCACCGGUCGUGGACUUGCAAAGAUUGCAUCGAGAAUCAGCAUCAGAUUGAUGCUCUAGUGGCGUGGAGGCCGGUCGACCUUGAUGCAUAUAUCCCGGGAACCACGGUCGACCAGAUGCCAGAAACUGAAAAAGAGUACCUCGUGAAAUGGAAAGCUCAAUCGUACUUUCGCACGACAUGGAUGUCGGGAUCCUGGGUCUGGGGCAUCGCUGCAAGUGCUAUGAGGGCAGCGUUCAUGAAGAAACAAGAAAACAUGCUUCCGAAGAUGAGCACUUCAGAUGCAAUUCCCGAAGAGGCGUUCCGGGUCGAUAUUGUUUUUGACGUGCGUUACUCAAGUGUGGUUAGGAACAGCACUAAAGAGAUUGACCUUGCACGUGUCAAAGAAGUCGACAUGGCCUUCGUCAAAUACAAAGGUCUAGGUUACGAAGAUGCGAUCUGGGAAAAGCCCCCGACCUAUGCAGAAACUGAACGGUGGAACGAUUUUAAAGAAGCAUAUGAGGAUUACGUUGCCAAGUUGCAUCUCUCAAUCCCUGGACAAUCCACUCUGAGACGACAUUUAACCAGCAUCCGAGGUUUGAGCUUUGAGAAUUCUCUGGAGAGAAAGGAUCAGCCAAAAAACGUCACUGGCGGUGAAUUGAUGGCAUAUCAGCUUGAUGGUCUCAAUUGGCUCUUGUACCAAUGGUACAAUAACCAGAACGCCAUCUUAGCUGAUGAGAUGGGCCUCGGCAAGACCAUCCAAGUGGUCUCUUUCUUUGCGACCUUGGUCCAGGAUCACAAAUGUUGGCCUUUUCUUGUGGUUGUCCCUAAUGCGACAGUUCCCAAUUGGCGAAGGGAAGUGAAAAAGUGGGCGCCGUCCCUCCGAGUUGUUACCUACUAUGGAUCUUCGACCGCACGAAGAUUGACUCACGACUAUGAGUUGUUUCCCAAAGACAAGGAAAAGGAUGAAGACGAGAAAAAGAAGCAGUCCCACAAGAGGCAGCGUUCUGAAGUCAAGGAUAUCAAAGCCCACAUUGUCGUGACCUCGUACGAGUCCAUCCUCGAAGACUCUGUGAGAAAGAGUCUCAUGAGAGUACCGUGGCAAGCUUUGGUCGUUGACGAAGGCCAGCGUUUGAAGAGUGAUCGAACACAGAUCUACGACGCAUUAUCCAAGUUUCGGUUUCCCUUCAAGGUCCUGCUUACUGGUACGCCCCUCCAGAACAACGCGCGAGAACUAUUCAAUUUGCUGCAAUUCCUGGACAAGAGCAUGAAUGCGGCAGAGCUUGAGGAGAAAUAUUCCAAUCUUACUCAAGAGAAUGUUCCAGAACUACACGAAAUGCUUCGGAAAUUCUUCCUUCGACGUACCAAGGUACAAGUAUUGACCUUUCUCCCGCCGAUGGCUCAGGUGAUUGUGCCAGUUAGCAUGUCAAGUGUGCAAAAGAAGGUUUACAAGUCGAUAUUGGCAAGAAACCCUCAGUUGAUGAAGUCAAUCUUCGCCCGAGAUGGUGGUGUUGCUCGUAAGGAACACACCAGCCUGAACAAUAUCUUGAUGCAACUCAGAAAAACUCUUUGCCAUCCAUUCGUCUACAGUCGGGAGAUCGAAGAGAGACAUGUUGACAGUACUGUCGCUUUUCAGAACCUGGUGGCCGCAUCCGGCAAGUUGCAGCUUCUCUCGAUUAUGCUCCCGAAGCUUCAAGAACGUGGCCACCGCGUUCUCAUGUUCAGUCAAUUCCUCGACAACCUGGAUAUCAUUGAAGAUUUUCUCGACGGCUUAGGGAUGCAGCACCGCCGGCUCGAUGGUCAGAUUUCUGCUGCUGAGAAGCAGAAGCGUAUCGAUGAAUUCAACGCGCCUGACUCUCCCUACUUCGCUUUCCUGCUCUCAACAAGAGCAGGUGGUGUCGGCAUCAACUUGGCAACAGCAGACACCGUCAUCAUCCUCGAUCCAGACUUCAAUCCUCACCAAGACAUCCAAGCUUUGUCACGAGCUCAUCGUAUCGGGCAAAAUCACAAAGUCCUCGUCUUCCAACUGAUGAUUCGCAGCAGCGUCGAGGAAAAAAUCAUGCAGAUUGGGCGCAAGAAGAUGGCUCUCGACCAUGUCCUAAUUGAGAGAAUGGGUAAAGAUGACGAGGCCGGCGAGGAUUUGGAAUCGAUUCUGCGACAUGGAGCUCAGGCCCUGUUUGACGAUGAAUCAGGUGCUGACGAUAUCAUCUACGAUUCUGCUUCUGUUGACCGUUUACUUGACCGAUCACAGAUCGAAGACACCAAAACAAGCGAGGAGAAAUCGGCUGAAUCACAAUUCAGUUUUGCACGUGUCUGGGCAAACGACAAGUCGACCCUCGAUGAAGAGCUUGUUGAUACAGGAACAAGUACACCGAAUCCCGGCAUCUGGGACAAGAUACUUCAAGAGCGCGAGAGAAUGUUUGCUGAAGAGGAGGCCAGAAACGCCCAGGCGCUGGGCAGAGGCAAGCGCAAAAGACACGCCGUCGAUUAUGGCGGUCCCAGAGACGAUGAACAGGUCGGGACUACUGAAACCGAGGACAAAUACAAAGGAAGACGUCGGUCUCAGGAUCCCGAUUAUCGUGCACCGAAAGAGUCUGACGAUGACAAUGACGAAGGUUUGAGCGUGGACGGCGAGUCCGAUCGUCGGCCCAGGCGUUCAGUUCAAGCACGGCCGUUUAAACGAGUCAGAGUACCCCUUGGACAAGCGCCUCAUUUCAAUGGAGAGACCGCGUUCCAGGUUCCCCCGGGGCAUAGCAUGCCCCCUUCACAUCAAUGUUCUGCAUGUGGUGAACAACAUCCCAUGGGUUGGUGUCGUCUCAAAGUGGCCGGGGUUGAGUACUGCGGUCUUUGCGGGAUCGCCCACCUUGGACACGGCAGGACCUGUCCCCAUUUGAAUGACAAUCGACAGGUUGCAACGUUGCUGCAGACUUUGAAGGAAAGUACCGAACCUCGCGAAUUGAUUGAGCAGGCUACGAGGUACUUGAGGACCAUCAGGGGCGAUCUCAUGCAACGAAAGCGAACUCAAGAUCUUAGAGAGCAACAACAGCAGCAACAACAGCAGCAACAACAGCUGCAACAACAGCUGCAACAACAGCUGCAACAACAACAGCUGCAGCAGCACCCGCCGCCGCCGCAGAGCCUUCGGGAUCGUGUAUUGUCGGCGUUGCAUAUAUUACCUGCAUGA
Exophiala spinifera is the source of this 4749-nucleotide messenger RNA. RefSeq lists its product as uncharacterized. Gene Ontology annotation, molecular function: DNA binding; histone binding; ATP hydrolysis activity. Gene Ontology annotation, cellular component: nucleus; chromatin. Gene Ontology annotation, biological process: chromatin remodeling; negative regulation of transcription by RNA polymerase II. The transcript is spliced from 4 exons. The record is from RefSeq and is a predicted model, not a curated record. The coding region runs from base 1 to 4749 and encodes 1582 amino acids. Lineage: Eukaryota; Fungi; Ascomycota; Eurotiomycetes; Chaetothyriales; Herpotrichiellaceae.